Lachancea thermotolerans CBS 6340 is the source of this 402-nucleotide messenger RNA. RefSeq names its product RNA methylation protein TRM112 (gene TRM112). The record is from RefSeq and is a predicted model, not a curated record. Gene Ontology annotation, biological process: rRNA (guanine-N7)-methylation; peptidyl-glutamine methylation; tRNA methylation. The transcript has a single exon. Gene Ontology annotation, molecular function: protein heterodimerization activity. NCBI's taxonomy places the organism in Eukaryota, Fungi, Ascomycota, Saccharomycetes, Saccharomycetales, Saccharomycetaceae. The coding region runs from base 1 to 402 and encodes 133 amino acids.
AUGAAAUUUCUCACUUCUAACUUUCUCAAGUGCUCAGUCAGAGAAUGCGACAGAAGCAACGAAAACUUUCCUCUCAAGUAUAAUGGGGAGAAGUGCCAGUUGGAACAGGACGAGAGUUUGGAGUUUAAUCCUGAGUUUUUACUGAGGAUCAUCGACCGCGUCGACUGGAGCGCCGUUGUCAGUGUGGCUAUUGACCUGGGGAACUCAAGCCUGCCUUCCAGCAAGCCUGAGUUCACCAGCGAAGACCUGUCGGACGAAGACAUGAUAAUCCUGAAAGACCUGCAUACACUUCUCAUCAAAACCAACAUCGUCGAAGGAGAGAUGUCUUGCCGGAACUGUGGCCACAUUUACUACAUCAAAAACAGUAUUCCUAACCUACUGUUGCCACCUCACUUAGCAUAG